Trachemys scripta elegans is the source of this 1259-nucleotide messenger RNA. Its product is annotated as cocaine- and amphetamine-regulated transcript protein-like. The transcript has 3 exons. Gene Ontology annotation, molecular function: neuropeptide hormone activity. NCBI's taxonomy places the organism in Eukaryota, Metazoa, Chordata, Testudines, Emydidae. Gene Ontology annotation, biological process: G protein-coupled receptor signaling pathway; negative regulation of appetite; cellular response to starvation. Bases 115 to 612 code for a protein of 165 amino acids. The record is from RefSeq and is a predicted model, not a curated record.
AACCCUCUCAUAAAUAUUAACGCCCCCUCGGGCGCCUGGCUCCAGCCCCCCCAUGACUCCUCCAUUCAUCCUACUCCCCGCAGCCUGCUCUGGCAGCAGCCCCCCGCCCCCUCAAUGGGGGAGGAGGUCUCUGUGCCAGCCCCUGGCGUGCUGCCCCCAGCCUAUCAAACCUCAGCCCCCUCCCGGUGCGUGGGCUGGGCGCGCGGCUUGCCAGGCCAGUCUCUUCCUGCGCUCGGAGAGGCACAUUGGCAGCAGGCACCAGUCCUGCCCCAGCACCGCGGACAGCUCCCCGCCAUGCAGCGAUCCACCAUGGUCCUGCUUUGCCUGGCUCUCCUGGCCCACCAGGAGGCAGAUGUGGAUGCUCGGCUACCCCAGGACUUUCCCCUGAAACACUCGUACCAGCCGCAUGAGAAACAACUGCUGGAGGAGCUGCAGGACGUGCUGGAGAAACUGCAGAGCAAGGGGAUUUCCACCUGGGAGAAGAAACAUAACCAAGUCCCCAAGUGCUCCAUCGGCCAGGCCUGCGCCGUGAAGAAGGGUGCCCGCAUCGGCAGGCUGUGCGACUGCCCCCGCGGAGCCACCUGCAACACCUUCCUCCUCAAAUGCCUGUAGCCGCUGCCUGCGAGGGAGCCCCAGCCGCAGAUCACUUCUCAUGCCGCUUUGUGUUGUGCUGCACGUGCCUCCACUUCCCCCGGGCAGGGUGCCAGGGUGGUUGGCAGUGGCCAUGCUGGUCAGCAGAGCCCAGAGGAAGGGGGUGGUGAUAGACGGUGGCAGGGCCAGCAUCUGUUCCAGGAGUCUGCCGCAGGGCUGGGGUCUCCUGCUGUCUCCAGGGCAGCCCCAGGUGCUGGGCACACCCCCUCCCCAGCAGCAGCACGGCCCUUUAGACAACGGCGAGGAGGCCACAGCCUCCCCUGGCACCAGUCGGCCCUGCUGAGCCCCCACAACUCCCGGCCUUUAAGUCCCCCUAGCACUUGAGAGAGGGACACUUUGGAACAUGGGCCCCUGCCAACAGGCUCCUAAAUCCAGCUGCGUGCAGCCUGAGCUGCCCUCCCCCCGCUGGCUCUAUGCCCAGGGCCCCAGCCCUGCCAAGACCUAGGGCCAUGUUUACCCCUGUCCUGCUGCUCCAGGGGUCACGACUUGCCCUAGUCCCUACAGCACUUUGCAGGGCUCAAGCUCCACGAGGGAUUCGGGUGCCUGAGCCCAGCCUCCCGCUCCUCCGACCACCCUGUUCCCAGAGGCCCUGCUCAGCCGAGACGAAA